AUGAAGACGCCAUCCAUCCAGAUGGUUCAGGCGUUGUGCCUGAUCGGACUCUUCACAGGACCUUUCCAGGUUUUGUGUCUCCGAGAGAUUCCCCUCACCAUGUUCUACAACUCUGUGGAUGACCAGUAUGUUAACUGCAGCCUCGAGACAGAGCUUGAGCUGACGAAAUCAGGAAAGAUUCCCCUGCCAGAACAAUAUAAUGCAACCUGGAAAAAGGCCACACAGCACUGGGACAGCCUUAGCCAAACAGUCAGAAGCUUCAGUGCAAUUUACGGCACUGCAAUUGUGGCCUACACAGUCGGAGAUAGCCUGUACCGUGAUUUCAAUACCGCUGCAAGAGAAGCUGGGAAAUCCCAGGAUUCCUACGAGCAAUAUGCCUUCAAGGACUUCCACCUCCUCCUCACCAAAGCUCUUCAGGCCAAGAAGACGUCCAAUUGCUGUGAGGUCUUCCGUGGGAUAAACGGCAUCCAUUUCGCCACCUCGAACAAGGCGGUAGUCCGCUUCGGACAGUUUGCUUCCUCCUCAUUGGACAAAAAGGUGGCCCAAGGAUAUGGUGAGGACACCUUCUUCUCUAUCAAGACUUGUUACGGAGUGCCCAUUCGUGACUUCGCAUUAAAUAAAACGGAAAAGGAAGUUCUCAUCCCACCCUAUGAGACCUUCACCGUGACCAACUACACAAAGACCCAAAAGGGGAUCUUCAUCCGGCUGGAGUCCCUGAGUGUUUUCAGCCGCUUCAACUGUGAAGAACUGAAAGGAGUCAACACGAAGAAGGCCAUCAUCACGGGGGCCGUGGUCUUGGGUGUGAUCGUAUCGGUCGGAUUGAUCAUAGGACUUGUCGUGGUACAAACCAGGAAGCUUCGGCAGCGGCGGAGUGUGCCUAUUUAA
Molecule: messenger RNA, 885 nt
Organism: Thamnophis elegans (Western terrestrial garter snake)
Lineage: Eukaryota; Metazoa; Chordata; Lepidosauria; Squamata; Natricidae
Product: erythroblast NAD(P)(+)--arginine ADP-ribosyltransferase-like
Exons: 3
Coding region: 1-885 (294 amino acids)
Molecular function (GO): NAD+ poly-ADP-ribosyltransferase activity; NAD+-protein-arginine ADP-ribosyltransferase activity
Source: RefSeq, a predicted model, not a curated record